GACCUGCUGCAGCUGAACCACUUCUCCUCCUUUACCUGUGGAGUAAAGUCUUCUUCUAUUAAUGACACAGUCUCUCAGCAUCCUCCUGCAUCCUGACAGGUAGCCAAUGGGAGCACCUUUACGCACGAGCCCGGCACCGUGUCCCGCGCGCUCAUUGGCCGGACCUGAUGAAAACCACACGAGCCGCUCGCGUGCAGUCUCUCUCUCUAUAAAUAGACCCGGAGGAGGCUGGAAACAGGAGCGGGACUGACUGGAUGUCAGCUUUGGCGACGAGACAGAAGAAGUCACUUGUGACAUUUGUCAUCGUGUAAACUGCUCCGAGGUGUGCUGCUGCCAGGAGAAGGCGGGACUCUCAUUGCAACUGCACGAGGACUGCAGCUUCUUCCACACUUAUAUCUAUUAUCGAUUCGCUAUUAGUUUUUAAUUGCGCACCUGAAGAUGCCAGCCGGUACUUUGGAGAGAGCGUCUCCAUCCUCUGUGGCUGCCACACCGGAGAAACCCCGUAGUCUGACGGAGAACAGAAAGUCCUCAAAACCAAUCAUGGAAAAGAGGAGACGAGCUCGCAUCAAUGAGAGUCUGGGCCAGCUGAAGACCCUCAUCCUGGACGCACUCAAGAAAGAUAGCUCCAGACACUCCAAACUGGAGAAGGCAGACAUCCUGGAGAUGACUGUGAAGCACCUCAGGAACCUGCAGCGGUUUCAGAUCUCUGCUGCUGUGAACACGGACCCGUCCAUUCUGGGUAAAUACCGAGCCGGGUUCAGCGAGUGUGUAGGAGAGGUCACCCGCUUCCUGUCCACGUGUGAAGGGGUGACCACCGAGGUGAGGACUCGUCUCCUCAGCCACCUGGCAUCCUGCGUGACCCAAAUCAACACCGUCAACUUCUACACGCCUCACCCGGUUGCCCUGGGACUCGGACAGACCGGUACCCAGAUCCCAGCCGCCUCCUCCGCUCCACAGGUGCCUUGCAAGAGUGGCUCGCCGAUGCACGCCUCCCCAGAAGCGAUGAAGCUGUACGGCGGUGGCUUCCAGGUCGUGCCCACGCCGGACGGACAGUUCGCUUUCCUCGUUCCCAGCGCGGCUCUCGUGCCGCUGGGUGCACAGAACAGCCAUCACAUGUCACCUGUUGCACCUCCGGUCACCUCAGACUCUGUGUGGAGGCCGUGGUAGGACAUCAGCUCAACUUGGGGGAGAAAAGGACUAUCACGCAAUAAAACAUAUUUUUGUACAUUUUGUAAAUGUUUUUUACUUGAGAGGGAUGUUUACACACAUUUGUGUUUUUUUUAUGGACAUUAGGAGAUAUUCUUGGCCUCUUUGCUUGCUGUGAUUUUCUCUGUUUAUGACACGUUUGCCUCAGGAGGAAAUCCUUGAAAAGCUCUUGAACAGCACUGUAUUUUUGAGAUUAAUAAAAUGUUUCUAUGAUUGUUUACUACAA
Molecule: messenger RNA, 1432 nt
Organism: Sebastes umbrosus (honeycomb rockfish)
Lineage: Eukaryota; Metazoa; Chordata; Actinopteri; Perciformes; Sebastidae
Product: transcription factor HES-1-A-like
Exons: 4
Coding region: 439-1167 (242 amino acids)
Biological process (GO): anterior/posterior pattern specification; regulation of neurogenesis; regulation of transcription by RNA polymerase II
Cellular component (GO): nucleus
Molecular function (GO): RNA polymerase II cis-regulatory region sequence-specific DNA binding; DNA-binding transcription factor activity, RNA polymerase II-specific; protein dimerization activity
Source: RefSeq, a predicted model, not a curated record